AUGGCAGGUCAAUUUCAACGGGCGGAUCUCUGCUUGUGGUCAAACAACGUUCGGGGCCUUAACGCCCCGGAACGGCGCUCGCACCUUCUCCGCACCCUGUGGGCGGCACGCGCGUCUCUAGCAUUCGUCCAGGAAACUCACUUCCAGGGGCGAAAUGCACCGGUGCUGCGAGACACCCGCUUCCCGAUGGGAUACUUUGCCAACCACCCACAUGCCAAAAAGUCGGGGGUGGCAAUUCUCAUAGCCCGUAGAGUGCCCUUUCAAAGCCAAGCUGAGCUGGCGGACCCAGAAGGCCGAUAUAUAUUCGUGAAAGGCACGAUUGCCGGACACCCUUAUACCUUGGCAUGUGUCUAUGCACCCAAUACGGCACAGCACCACUUCCUGACACGCACCUUGCAUGCCCUGGAACGCUUCAGAGAAGGCUUGCUGAUCCUAGCGGGGGAUCUUAACCUAGCCCUGGACCCACGGCUAGACACCUCCUUAGGAACUAGCUCCCUACCGUCUUCCUACCAACGCAAGGCCCUUGUGGCCCUCAAGAACGCGGGGUUGGCGGACUCGUGGCGAGUGGCUCACCCACUAAGGAGGGACUACUCCUACUACUCUGCGGUCCACACUCGCUACAGUCAGUUGGACUAUAUCUUCCUCCCCAUUGAAUACCUCUCGCUCUUGCAAUCCAGUGGGAUCCACACGGCAACCUGGUCGGACCACGCUCCGGUCUGGACUAAGAUUGCCUCCCCGCUGUACAGGCCACGGGAGAGGCAGUGGCGGCUCAACGAGCAGGUCUUGGAGGAAUUGGAGGCGACGGUGGGGAUGGGUGACGCACUGCAGAAGUACUUUGAGGAGAACACCACCCCAGACGUGGAACCAUCGAUGAUAUGGGAGGCUCAUAAAUGUAUGAUCCGCGGCUAUCUCAUACGUUAUUGUACCCAACGAAAGAAGGCCCAAAGGCAAGCAGUCACGGACCUGGCACAACAAGUGGCAACCCUCGAAACCCUACAUAAGUCUACCCUAUCAGAGGAUACCUACAGAGAACUCCUGGAGGCGCGGAGAAACCUCAAGCAAUUGCUCUCGCAGGGCCUUCUCCGAACCAUUCGCAGAUCCCGACGACACUUCUACGAAUACUCGGACAAAUGCGGGAGGCUCCUGGCCAGGCGCCUGCAAAGGGAACGGAGACUCACAAACAUAACCAAGAUCCGGGACCAGACUGGCGUGCUCACUCAACGCCCAGACGGAAUAGCGACGGCCUUCCACCAUUUCUACAUGGCCUUAUAUAACAUCCCAGAAACGCGAGGUGCAGCAGCCCGGAAGAGGCGGGAAACUGAGAUCGCGCACUACUUGGAACAACAUAUCUCCCGGACUCUUACGGACGUCCAAAGGACUGAAAUGGAGGAACCCAUUUCCCUGGAGGAACUCAAAUACGCUCUUAAGAUAGCCAAAGCCCAUAGGGCGCCAGGCCCGGACGGCCUCCCCGCGGCAUAUUAUAAAAAGUUUCAAGACAUCUUGCUGCCACACCUCCUGGGAACCCUGAAUCACCUACUAGAAGGCGGCCACCUCCCGAGAGAUACACUGGCUGCCACUAUCUCUCUUAUCCCAAAAGACGGAAAGGACCUGACGAACUGUUCCAGUUACAGGCCGAUCUCCUUACUCAACUCUGAUUUGAAACUGUUCACUAAAAUACUGGCCUUGCGGGUGGGGCGCAUAUUGCCGGACCUGGUGCACCCGGAUCAAGUGGGAUUCAUUCCCGGCAGGGAGGCACGCGACAACACCAUCAGGGCCCUCAACAUGAUCCAUCUGGCGGGGAGCGGCCGGAAGGGGGUCCUCCUCCUCUCGACCGACGCCGAGAAGGCGUUUGAUCGGGUGGACUGGGGGUUCAUGCUGGCGACGCUCCGUGCGAUGGGAUUUGGGCCCCACAUGAUGACCUGGAUAACGGCCCUCUAUACGACACCAACAGCCCGUAUGCGCAUCAAUGGGGCCCUAACACAGCUAAUCAACAUCCGUAAUGGCACGAAACAGGGGUGCCCGCUGUCCCCCCUCCUGUUUGCCCUCUCCCUGGAACCAUUCCUGGGGGCGGUCAGACGGGAUGGGGGAAUCACGGGCCUCGUCUAUAAAGGUCUGGAGCAGAGAGUUGCGGCAUACGCGGAUGAUCUCCUCUUCUUCCUUGCCAACCCACUCAUCUCUCUCCCGAACCUACUAGCAAGGUUCCGGGAGUACAGCCUGCUCUCUAACCUUAAACUCAAUGCUGAGAAAUCGGAAGCCUGCCCCUUAAAUCUAACUGCCGCAGACACGACUCACCUACGGACACAGUACCCAUUUAAGUGGUGUGCGGAUAAGCUCAAAUACCUUGGCAUAUGGCUUACCGGAGACACGACGCGUCUAUUCCAGGAGAACUUUGUCCCCAUCCUCCGCACACUACAGCAUGACAUGACGACUUGGGGCGGCCUGUGCAUUUCAUGGUUCGGGAGAAUCAAUGCCUUAAAAUUAAACCUCCUCCCUCGACUACUUUACCUUUUCCAGACCGUACCAAUUUUGAUACCCAGGACCUUCUUUCAGACACUCAAUACUGCGAUGAUAAAAUUUGUGUGGAAGACGGGACGACCUAGGGUUAACGGGGCGCUCCUGUCUCUGCCCAAGAGGAUGGGGGGCUUAGCCCUCCCUUCACUAGUUCAUUACUACAGGGCCACCCACCUGCUUCGGCUGGUGGACUGGCACACACUAAACUCAGACAAGCUCUGGAGGGAACUGGAGAACCUACAAGUGGAUCGAAGGCUGCCAGCCGCGGUAUGGACAGCGCACCCCCUAAAGGACCCCAGAAUGACCCUCAACCCGUUUAUCCGGGCUACGAUGCAAGUUUGGGUUACUACUCGCCUGAAGGACGGACUCACUACAACGCCGGGUCCUCUGACCCCUAUUACCCAUAACCCAGAUAUCGCGGACGUACUGCGACCUGGGGAUGUGUUGGGACUCGGGGACCCGGACUGGACAUAA
Molecule: messenger RNA, 2985 nt
Organism: Pelobates cultripes (western spadefoot toad)
Lineage: Eukaryota; Metazoa; Chordata; Amphibia; Anura; Pelobatidae
Source: the annotation of a GenBank genome assembly